This is a messenger RNA of Medicago truncatula (barrel medic), 1170 nucleotides long. Its product is annotated as NAP1-related protein 1. Gene Ontology annotation, cellular component: nucleus. NCBI's taxonomy places the organism in Eukaryota, Viridiplantae, Streptophyta, Magnoliopsida, Fabales, Fabaceae. Bases 95 to 877 code for a protein of 260 amino acids. The record is from RefSeq and is a predicted model, not a curated record. The transcript is spliced from 10 exons. Gene Ontology annotation, biological process: nucleosome assembly.
CCAAAACCCUAACACUUCCCUCAUUCACGCUCGAAGAAAAGAACACCAAUCUCUCCACUAGGGUUUGAACCCAACACCUUUUGUUUCUUCAACCAUGGUGGCCGACAAGUCUAAGAAGUUGAAAGUUUCUGAAAAGGGUGAGAACGCUGAAGAGAUCGACGGAGAACUUGUUCUCUCCAUUGAAAAGUUGCAGGAAAUUCAAGAUGAGAUUGAAAAGAUCAAUGAGGAGGCUAGCGAUAAAGUUCUUGAAAUAGAGCAGAAGUACAAUGAAGUAAGGAAACCUGUGUAUGACAAGCGCAAUGAUGUGAUCAAGUCCAUUCCCGAUUUCUGGCUAACUGCGUUUUUGAGCCAUCCUGUUCUUGGUGAUCUCUUAAACGAAGAGGAUCAGAAGAUAUUUAAGCAUUUAAUCUCUCUUGAGGUGGAAGAUCAUAAAGAUGUUAAAUCAGGCUAUUCGAUCACAUUUAACUUCAACUCCAAUCCCUAUUUUGAGGAUUCAAAACUUGUCAAGACUUUUACCUUCCUUGAAGAAGGAACCACAAAGCUUACCGCCACACCCAUAAAAUGGAAAGAGGGCAAGGGCAUUCCCAAUGGAGUUAGUCAUGAGAAGAAAGGGAACAAGCGAGCUGCUUCUGAUAUCAGUUUCUUUACCUGGUUUUGUGACACUGAACAGAAAGAUGAAAUGGGUGACAUUCAUGAUGAGAUUGCUGAAAUGAUCAAGGAUGAUUUAUGGCCGAAUCCACUUAAUUAUUUCAACAGUGAGGACCCUGAUGAAGCAGAGGAGGAUGAUGAUGAAGCUGGUGAUGCGGGAAAGGAUGAUGAUGACUCUGAAGAUGAUGAUGAUCAAGAGGAUGAUGACGAUGACGAGGAAGAAGAAUAGUGUAAAAUGCUUUAAAAUAGCAAUACUUGGUUUUAAUUUAUUUAUUUUAAGGUUAUUAUAGGAGUAUCUUAGUGGUCUUUAGGGGACGAUGAAAGACCAAGGUUGGCUAUUGGUUUUCCCCCUUUGGGCGUAAACCUUAUUUAUUGUCCUUUGGAAGGUGAUUUCUGGUUUUAUCUUUAGUGCACUUCUUCAAAGAUACCAAUGAUACAUCGGAUUUUAUCUUGGUCCUAUAUUGAACCAUAUAGUAGUUAAAAAUGCAGUAUAUUUAGUGUAUAGCUGCGUAAUCAAUAUCA